Molecule: messenger RNA, 829 nt
Organism: Varanus komodoensis (Komodo dragon)
Lineage: Eukaryota; Metazoa; Chordata; Lepidosauria; Squamata; Varanidae
Gene: CDIP1
Product: cell death inducing p53 target 1
Exons: 4
Coding region: 121-711 (196 amino acids)
Biological process (GO): tumor necrosis factor-mediated signaling pathway; intrinsic apoptotic signaling pathway in response to DNA damage by p53 class mediator
Molecular function (GO): zinc ion binding
Source: RefSeq, a predicted model, not a curated record
CGCUCCCGAUUGUUCUGCCCCGGGGCUGGGGCGCCCGUUUCGUCCUCCGGGUGCAGAGCACCCCUGUGCUGCAGUGGCGUCUCCUCUCCAGCGGUCCUUGCUCUUGCUUCUUUGCAGGCCAUGUCCAGCGACCCUCCUCCGCCCUACCCGGGGGGGCCAUCUGCACCACUCAUAGAAGAAAAAGAUGGCCCCCCUUUCCCAGCAGGCAGCGUCUCGCCCAGCAUGGUGCAGCCCCCCGCCGACAUCGGGCCCCCACCCUACGAGCCUCCUUCGCAGCCUGGCUUCAUUCCUCCAGCCAUGCCUGCGGACGGAUCGGUGCCCUAUGUGGCUCCUGGGGGCUACUACAUGCCACCGGGACCACACGGCCCCAUGGGCUACUACCCUCCCCCAGGCCCGUACGCCCCCACAGGAGGUCAGGCGGCCACCGUCCUGGUGCCGUCCGGGGCGACCACCACGGUGACGGUGCUGCAGGGCGAGAUCUUCCAGGCCGCCCCCGUCCCCACCGUGUGUCCGCACUGCCAGCAGGCGAUCACCACCAAGAUCAGCCACGAGAUCGGCCUCAUGAACUUCCUGCUGGGCUUCUUCUGCUGCUUUGUGGGGUGCGACUUCGGCUGCUGCCUCAUCCCCUGCCUGAUCGACGAGUUCAAGGACGUGACGCACACCUGCCCCAACUGUAAGGGCUACAUCUACACAUACAAGCGCAUGUGCUAGCGGGGCCUGCGGGUCAGGGGGCUGCGGCCUCCCCACCUCGUGCGGCUGCUCCGACUCGCCCACCCACGCUCCCCUGCUUGCGCCGUCCCUUCUCCCUCCGCCGCAGAGGUGCCAGAGC